AAAGAAAAAGAAAAUCGAGGAGCUUCGGGUAAGAAGUUAGAAUUACGAGGGGUUAGUUGUUAAAUUAAAAAGCUUGAGAGGUCGAAGCGAAUUAAUGAACAAUGGUAAAAACCCAAGUAUAACCUGCCGCCGCCGCACGCCUCCGUUCCGCCAACCUUAUUCCGUUUUAUUACGCGGCCACCGUACUCAAGGUCAAGCUGAGAAAGAGAGAGAGUGUGUCCGGCGAAGGUGGGAAUCCGCAGCGUCUGCCCAUUUGAUCAAACUGAUAUGAUUGGAUUGCUGAGAUAAGAGAGCAGAAAAGAGCAAGAAUGGUAUUAUCAAACAAGAAGCUGAAGGAGAAGCUACGAUCUGCUAAAGCUGUAAUAGUCACAGUCUCGGGAGCUCAGAAUAACUUCACCGACAAAACUAAUGAGAAAUCCCAGGCCUUUGCUUCUAAAGCAUCGGAUUCCUUGAGGGCUAUCCAGAAUCUAGAGGCACAAAUGUCCAGAUCUAAAAGAGAAAAACCUAAAAGAGUAAAACAAAAGCGAAAGGCGUUGACUGAGAAUAAAGACAUUAUUAAAAAUGGAGAAAUAAGCGGUGAUGUGGAAGUAAAGCUACAAAAUGGGCUGAACUCAGAUACUAUGCAGGAGAAGAAGAAGAUGAAGAAAAGGAAGAAUGAUGAAAGUGAGGCAUCAGAGAACGUGAAAAAGAAAAGGAAGAAGAAGAGAGAUGAAAGUGAGACAUUAGAGAAUGUGAAGAAGAAGGGAGAUGAAAGUGAGGCAUCAGAGAAUGUGAAGAAGAAGAAAAGCAACAAGAAAAAGAAAAGGCCACGACAGUGGUGGAUGAUAAAGAAGAGAAACAAUGACAAUAAAAAAACCGAGGAGGCAGAAAAUGGGGCUGUCAACGAAGGAAACCAGAAUGAGAGUAGAUCUACUGCAGAACAACUUGUGGCAAAUGCUGAUGUGAGUAUUGCUAGUAGGAAAAAUAUAGAGACUUCUCAAAAAGUGUAUGUUGGAGGCAUUCCAUACUACUCCAAUGAGGAUGAUAUUAGAAGUUACUUUGAAGGUUGUGGAACCAUUACUUGCAUUGAUUGUAUGACAUUUCCAGACACUGGGAAGUUCAGAGGAAUAGCAAUUAUCACUUUCAAGACUGAAGCGGCAGCUAAAAGGGCAUUGGCACUUGAUGGUUCCGACAUGGGUGGUUUUUUCCUUAAGAUCCAGCCUUUCAAGCCAGCUAGAGAAAAUAAGUUACCCAAUUUUGCACCAUCAGUUGCGGAGGGCUACAAUAGGAUAUAUGUUGGUAAUUUGUCGUGGGAUAUAACUGAGGAUGAUUUGAAGAAUACUCUUGCUGGCUGCACAAUCAAAUCUAUUCGGUUUGGUGAAGACAAAGAGACGGGGGAGUUCAAGGGAUAUGCCCAUGUGGAUUUCGCUGAUAGCCAAUCUCUGAAAACAGCUUUGAAAUUGGAUCAAACAGUAGUCUGUGGGAGGCCUAUUAGAAUAAGCUGUGCUGUGCUCAAGAAAGCUACUGCUUCUGAGUCGAAACCAAUGCUAAAAGAUAAUCAAGUCGACCCUGGCAAGGAGGUAACUGCUGCCACUUUGAAGGCGCCACCAAAAGAGUAUCAAGUCAAGGUGGUAGCUGCUGAAGACUAUCAAGCCGGCAGUUAUAAUGUUAGUGUAGCAGUCGAAAAUCAAGUUACUAGCAGCGUGACAAAUGCUGUUAGUUCAAAGAUACGGAGGCGUACAUGUUAUGAAUGUGGAGAACGAGGCCAUCUUUCAUCAUCUUGCCCGAAGAAACAAGCUGCUGAUCCUACAAAUCCAGGUACAACAUAGUCGAAUACAACAUCUUUGUAUGUUUUCUUUUUUAGGAGAGAAAAAAGUGAGGAUGCUUCUAUAUUUAUACAUUUGAAUAUUGAGAAUGAAAUGACAAUGAGAGGGAAGCUAGUGCUUCUUUCAUUUUUGCUCCCA
Salvia miltiorrhiza (redroot sage) is the source of this 1943-nucleotide messenger RNA. Its product is annotated as phragmoplastin interacting protein 1. Bases 309 to 1808 code for a protein of 499 amino acids. Lineage: Eukaryota; Viridiplantae; Streptophyta; Magnoliopsida; Lamiales; Lamiaceae. The transcript has 5 exons. Gene Ontology annotation, molecular function: RNA binding; zinc ion binding. The record is from RefSeq and is a predicted model, not a curated record.